CCCCCCCCCCCCCGCUGGAUAAACCACUGAUUUUACGGGGAAAAAAAUCUUUGUUUUCUUUAGUUUUGAUGAAAUGCAAAAGAAUUUAAAAUUAUUAAAUGAGCGUUUAUGUCAAAAAAUUCAAGAAUUUCAUGAUAGUCGUCAAGCUGAUCUUACUCGUUGUGUUGCUCGUCUUCAUACGGAAUUACAAUCCAUUGAUAAAUUUGUUGGAGAUUCAAAACAUUUACUUAUUGAUGUUAAUGUUCAGACUGAAGUAUUAUUACGUCUUAAACAACAAUUUCAAGAACCACGAAAACGAUUACCUAUUCUUUCUCGUGAUUUAAUUGAAUCAACUCCAUCUAUUCAAUUUGUAUCAUCAUCAUUUCAAAUGUUAAAUGAAGAAUUAGCUGGUACACUUGUUCUUGAUAAACCUAUUCAUGGAAAUUUAACUACAACUGGACCAUCAGCUAGUGGUGAUCAUGAUAGUCGAUUAUCUGCAUUAGCAUCAGGUUCUCGAACAGGUAAAAUGGAAAUUAUUGGACAAGAAGGUAGUGGAAAAUUAGAAUUUAAAUCACCAGCUGGUCUAACAAUCAAUGGUGAUGGACAUUUAGUAAUCGCUGAAAUUGAUAAUAAUCGUUUACAAAUUCUAACAAGAGAAUUUACACAUAUUCGAACUAUAAUUGGUUUUCGUGAACCACAUGAUGUUUAUUUUACUAAAGAUAAACGUUAUUUAAUAACUGAUAAUCAUAAAUUAAUUAUCUUAGAUGAAGAAUUUCAUAAAGUUGAAGUUAUUGGUUCAAAUAAAUCUGGCAAAGGACGAAAUAUGUUUAAUAAUCCAACUGGUAUAGCUAUUGAUAAUGAUGAUGAUGAAAUUAUAGUAUGUGAUACAAAUAAUGAUCGUUUAAUAAUUAUAUCUCGAGAUUAUAAAUGGAUACGAGAGAUUCAUACUGGUAUUGAAACAUCACCACGCUAUGUUUGUAUACGACAAAAUAUUUUAUAUGUAACAAGUGGUACCAAAGGUUGUGUUUUAACAUUUAAUAAACAUACAGAUCAACAAAUGAAUACAAUACCUGAAUUAACAUUAGGUUUAACAAUUGAUGCACCACGAUCUAUUCGAUAUGUACGAGAUCUUUUAUUUGUAACAUCAAGUUUAUCAAAAAGUAUUUUUGUAUUUACAAUUGAUGGAGAAUAUCGAGGUGAAUUAAGACAUGAAUUAUUUGCAAAACCAAUUGGUAUUCUUUUUAUUGAUGAUAGUCUUUAUGUGACUGAUAGUGAUAAACAUGCACUAUUUCAUUUUAGUGGUGUUCUUCAAUAA
Adineta steineri is the source of this 1294-nucleotide messenger RNA. Lineage: Eukaryota; Metazoa; Rotifera; Eurotatoria; Adinetida; Adinetidae. The record is from the annotation of a GenBank genome assembly.